AGAUCGUACUUUUUGUGAUUGUGUCAUUUUCCUUUCGCUCGUCGUUGCAUUUUAUACUUUCCGUAUCUUUAUCAUGUACCAUUCCAAAGGUCGUACAAACCAUAAAAACAAACCUUUGCAAUAGACACUGCCACUUUUGUUUGUUGAACCAUCUAGUUCGAUUAUUUUUACUCAGUAAUAAAAUCCUGCCUACUUAUACCGAACACCGUGUGUGACUGAACUGAGUGUAAAAUCAAUUAUUUUUAUCGUUUAGUUGGAUUGCAGUGCUUGUAAUAUCACCUUUAAACGGUGCCACCUAAAUACGGACAGAAUAUACAGUGAUAUCCUACCAAAAUGGGAAAUAAGUCGUCUUUGUUACUGAGGGAAGAAGAAAUUGCGCAAAUUCAAGAAGAAACAGGAUUCACACCAAACCAAAUAGAGCGCCUGUACUCGCGCUUCACAUCACUGGACAAGAAUGACUGUGGCACUCUGUCUCGGGAAGAUUUCCUCCGCAUCCCCGAGCUCGCCAUCAACCCUCUGAGUGAGAGGAUUGUGCACUCCUUCUUCGCGGAGAGUCACGACGACCGAGUCAACUUCCUGCAGUUCAUGAGGGUGCUGGCUCACUUCCGGCCCAUUAGGAAAAACAGGGAGAACAAGCUGAAUAGCCGGGAGGAAAAGCUCAGAUUUGCAUUCUCCAUGUAUGACCUGGACAAUGAUGGCAAGAUCUCCAGGGACGAGCUGCUCGCCAUUCUACACAUGAUGGUCGGAGUCAAUAUCAGCGAAGAGCAACUGACCAGCAUAGCUGAACGCACAAUACUGGAGGCGGACACCAACAACGACCAGAUGAUCUGCUUCGAGGAGUUCUGCCGCGCGCUGGAGCGCACCGACGUGGAGCAGAAGAUGUCCAUCAGGUUCCUCAACUGACCUGCCGACUGGGCGGCCAACUUCGCGAAUGUGCUGUAGGGGUCCACUGCCGCCGUCAACGGGACGAAUGUGUGAAUGGGUGGAGUUAAUGAUGAAAAUGGGGUGUUUCGGGUUAACUAAAUUGUUUAACUAACCGCCCAAGUGCGAUUCGGACUAUACUUCUAUUAUCUAUAAAUUGUACUUAAAUGUUAAAUUAAAUUGUUUGUCGUAUUUGUAUGAAUAUAUAGUUAAAUUUCUUGUUGGGCUAAAAGAAGUUAAGAGUGAUUUGAUAUAUUUACUAUGGCUGGCCUGUCGAAAUGUACACAUUCAAGUCCAUGUUAUAAACUAGGUAAAGUAUAAGAAAACCAAAUUAUCUUAUCUGGUGGCAGCUGGCGUAUGCAUUUAGGUCAUUCUUCCAGCAGUUAGUUAUACUAUAAUCAGAUUUUGAGUCUUGGUGACGGCCGCAGUGGAUAAACGCGAUUAGGUUACUUAUUCGAGGCUUAUGUUUUUAAUGGUAAUUUUAAGCUUGGAGUAGUUAAGUUGCCUUUACGAGUACUACGUGAGGGUUGAGGCUGUUAAAAGGAAUACAAAUGGUUGAAAAAGGUCCAGCCACACAUCCAAUAACUCUCGUGAAAUUUCAGUUCCCCUAGUUUCUGAGAUAAUUUUAAUGGCAUAUUUCGAUAUUUCAUGUUUCUCACUAAUAUAAUAGUGCUUUUUACUAGUUGAAUAUCAAUUUAAUAUUCUAUGUUCUCUGUUUCUACCUGUUCAUUGUAGAAAGGGCGGUUGUUGGGAAAGUGAUUGGAGGAGUGGCUUACCAGUGUUAUAAUUAUAAUUCGUGGGACAAUAAAAACUUGUAUUUAUGAGCAUUUCUUGGUGAAAAAUAUUGUGUCCAUUGUCAAUGUACAAUCAAUUAUUUAAUUUUAUAUGUUGACUUUCGAGUUUUUUUAUCAGCAUUCUAUCACACUUGGCAAUAAGAUGAUUAGGUAUUGCUUUAUAUUUUGUGAUUACAAUAAUGUUUUAUGAUUUGUGAUAAUUUAAUUGGUAUUUAUUUAAGAUAUAAUUUGGGUUAAGAAUGUAUUUUUUAUCGUUUGUAAGAUUCGGGUGAUAUUAUUUUCUUGAUAUUAUAUCAAAUGUUACCAUUGCUGGUUUAUGUAUUAUGUACAUUAAUAUAGUGCAAUGUCAGCUAAAGUUAACUAAAUAAACGUUUUGGUUGCAUUGAAAAAUCUAGGAAUUUAAUAUGAUAGAUAUUAGAGAGGUUAAAUAAAUGUGUAACAUUAUGCUCUCUCCUAGAUUUUAUUUUUUUACUAGUUGAUGUAAAUGUACUGAAAAUCAUUGUUUCAUUUGUUCGUAUUGUAUGAAUAUGUAUAUAGAUACUUAGUAGAUAAUAUAUGUAAUAAAUUAUAUUAUUAAUAAA
Messenger RNA from Plutella xylostella (diamondback moth), 2296 nucleotides. RefSeq names its product calcineurin like EF-hand protein 1 elm (gene elm). The record is from RefSeq and is a predicted model, not a curated record. NCBI's taxonomy places the organism in Eukaryota, Metazoa, Arthropoda, Insecta, Lepidoptera, Plutellidae. Gene Ontology annotation, molecular function: calcium ion binding.